Molecule: messenger RNA, 989 nt
Organism: Physeter macrocephalus (sperm whale)
Lineage: Eukaryota; Metazoa; Chordata; Mammalia; Artiodactyla; Physeteridae
Gene: CALY
Product: calcyon neuron specific vesicular protein
Biological process (GO): G protein-coupled dopamine receptor signaling pathway; endosomal transport; clathrin coat assembly
Cellular component (GO): membrane; endosome
Molecular function (GO): clathrin light chain binding
Source: RefSeq, a predicted model, not a curated record
AUGCCCCGUGGCGCCCGCUGUGGGCAGUGCUGCUGUGCACGUGGCUGCACACCCGCCUUCCUGCGGGGUGUCUGCCCAGCAGCGAGUGAGGCCCUCACAGGACGAGGACUGCCAUCCACCAUGGUGAAGCUGAACUGCAGCUUCUCGGGGAAGACAGGCUCCGGGGACGGGGCUACCAUGGACAGCGUCCCUCUGAUCAGCCCCCUGGAUGUCAGCCAGCUACAGCCUGCGUUCUCAGACCAGGUUGUCAUUAAGACACAGACGGAAUACCAGCUGUCCUCCGGGGACCAGCCAACAAAGUUCUCCGACCUGGAGGCCCAGAAGCUGGGCGGCGGCCACCCGGAGGAUGCACGUGGCAGGAUGCCCACAGGGCGGAUGAUCGCCUUCACCAUGGCGCUCAUGGGCUGCCUCCUGAUCAUGUACAAGGCCAUUUGGUAUGACCAGUUCAGCUGCCCCGACGGCUUCCUGCUUCGGCACAAGAUCUGCACCCCGCUGACCCUGGAGAUGUACUACACCGAGCUGGACCCCGAGCACCACCGCAGCCUUCUGGCGGCCAUCGGGGCCUACCCAGUGGGCCGCAAGCACGGCACGGAGACCCCGUGGUUGUCCGCGAGCUACCACGCCUUCAAGGAGGCGCCCAAGGCGCACAAGGCGCCUGCCCGCGCGGCCAUGGCGGCGGUCACCGAGCCCUCGAGGAAGCCCUCGGGGAAGCCCUCGGGGAAGCCCUCCGGGGAGGCCUCGGCGCCGGGAGAGAAGGAGGCGGCUCAGAAGGUGGAGGGGAGCGCGCCGCCCCCAGCCCCCCAGUGAUGGCCUCUGGCCUCCGGGUCGCAGCCCUUCCGGCGCCCCAUGCCGGCACCUGUGACCGCCCUCGCCCGACGCUCCCCGCUCUGUGGUCGCCGUGGUCGCGCCCCUGCUCCCAGGCCCCCUCGCUGACGCCCCCCGCCCCGUGAGCCUCUAGCUCUGUCGCUUUUCUCUGAGUAAAGAUUCAC